AUCAUGGAUUGUGCCAAACAGGUCGUCGAACAGAGUUGAAGCCCGCCCGGGCGCUCAACGUCAGUGGAGACCGGCAGAGCUCCAAGGUGGAGGGGAGGGGACCAGCGGGCACUGUCAUCAACGCAGGUCCCCGGGGCCCCGGUCUUUUGGCCGACAGAUACCCGCUGGAGCUUCCUUAAAGAUCUCCCGUUUAGCUCCAGCUCCGAUCUCCCACUUCUUUUAGCAACUUCCGUCACCUCCCUUUGACUGCCGAAGACUCUGGUGAAUACGAGCUGUAUUCAAAUUCCCCUCUACACCCCCAAGAGACAGGAAAGAAGGAAGAAAUGGCACCCACAAGAGCUUGCGCCAACGCCCUUCGCGCGAGCAGCAGCAGCCGCCUCGGUUCCGUCGUCGCCCCGAUAGCGGCCACGAGACGGUGCUUCGCUGCUGCUGCUGCUGUUGCUGCCAACUCGACGUUCUCGGCCCGCGUUAUGGGACAGACAACGACGGCACGCCUCGGUUGGAGUGCUACUCCUGCUGCGGCGACGAGGACGACGGCGGCGGCUGCGCGCUUCUUCUCCUCGGAGAAGGAGAGGGUCGAGGACGACUACCACCAGAUUUCCGCCAACGGGAGCAAGAUCUGGGACUUUAGCCAGAUGGCGGAGCUGGCCAAGGAUCCGGGCAACGUCGUCAUUGUCGGUAUGUCUUUGCUAUCACCACCACCACCACCACUACUACUACUACUACUACACAUCCCGCCCUGUGGCCUUGCCACUCUUCGGGCUGAUCCUUAAAUGGUUUUCUUUCGCUAACCGAAAAUCCCUUGUGCCCCAAAGACGCCCGCGAACCAGGCGAACUC
Molecule: messenger RNA, 838 nt
Organism: Colletotrichum godetiae
Lineage: Eukaryota; Fungi; Ascomycota; Sordariomycetes; Glomerellales; Glomerellaceae
Exons: 1
Coding region: 324-773 (149 amino acids)
Source: RefSeq, a predicted model, not a curated record